CCCGAGUCGGGGCGCACCAUGCCCGCGGUGCUGGGGUUCGAAGGCAGCGCCAACAAGAUCGGCGUGGGCGUGGUGCGCGACGGCACGGUGCUGGCGAACCCGCGGCGCACCUACGUCACGGCCCCGGGCACCGGAUUCCUCCCAGGUGAUACGGCCAGGCACCAUCGAGCUGUUAUCCUUGACCUACUGCAAGAGGCACUAACAGAGGCUGGACUAACCUCCCAGGACAUUGAUUGCAUUGCUUACACCAAAGGUCCUGGUAUGGGAGCCCCACUGGCUUCUGUAGCUGUCGUUGCCCGUACUGUGGCCCAGUUGUGGAAUAAGCCUUUGCUAGGUGUGAACCACUGCAUAGGCCAUAUUGAAAUGGGCCGUCUCAUCACUGGAGCCGUUAGCCCAACUGUUUUGUAUGUCAGCGGAGGAAAUACUCAGGUGAUUUCCUACUCAGAACACCGUUACCGCAUCUUUGGGGAAACGAUUGACAUUGCUGUGGGAAACUGUCUGGACCGUUUUGCUCGAGUGCUGAAGAUUUCCAAUGACCCAAGUCCGGGCUACAACAUUGAGCAGAUGGCAAAGCGAGGCAAGAAGCUAGUUGAGCUGCCAUACACUGUGAAGGGGAUGGAUGUCUCAUUCUCAGGGAUUCUGUCCUUCAUCGAGGAUGCAGCACAGAGAAUGUUGGCCACGGGGGAAUGUACCCCCGAGGACCUGUGUUUCUCCUUACAGGAGACUGUGUUUGCAAUGCUAGUGGAGAUCACAGAGCGAGCCAUGGCACACUGCGGCUCCAAGGAAGCGCUCAUCGUAGGAGGAGUUGGAUGUAACACGAGGCUGCAGGAGAUGAUGGCGGCCAUGUGCCAGGAGCGGGGGGCCCAGCUCUUUGCAACGGAUGAGAGAUUCUGCAUUGACAAUGGAGCCAUGAUAGCCCAAGCAGGUUGGGAGAUGUUUCAGGCUGGACACAGGACCCCUCUCAGAGAGUCUGGAAUUACGCAGAGGUACAGGACAGACGAAGUAGAGGUGACGUGGAGGGACUGACAGCGUCAACAGGAACACAACAGCUUUCCAAGUGCUGGCAUGGGAGGGAGUCUGGGGGGUGCUGCGGACUCCCCUCUUCUUGGGAGAGUGUAGGGACCCCAUACAAGGCGUGGGGUCCCUAUGGGACCCCAGGAUAACUCCACAAUAAAAAAAUUAUUUUUGUACAUUGA
Molecule: messenger RNA, 1196 nt
Organism: Peromyscus maniculatus bairdii (prairie deer mouse)
Lineage: Eukaryota; Metazoa; Chordata; Mammalia; Rodentia; Cricetidae
Gene: Osgep
Product: O-sialoglycoprotein endopeptidase
Biological process (GO): tRNA threonylcarbamoyladenosine modification
Cellular component (GO): cytoplasm; EKC/KEOPS complex
Source: RefSeq, a predicted model, not a curated record